GUUGCUGCCGCUUUUUCCUUCUGAGUUUCGGCCGAAUUCCUCAAAGUUUCGGCGCAAACGCUCAAUAUUUCGGUCGAUGCCCUCAAUCUUUCGGAAGAAAGCAUCGAAUUCUCUCCGCUAAAUGUCUUUUUAGGCGAAGAUUGAUCUAAAUGGAAGGUGAUUCCCCCGACAGAUUAUCUUUUGGAUCUGGAGCUAACAAAUCUAGUUCUUCGCCAGGAGGCAAGUCCCAACCCUCUCUGGCCUCUGGUCUCAAAGACUUUUCGAGGAAAUUUGUGGACAGUGAAAUUCUAACAUCAAAGCUUCAAGACUGGUUCCACUCACUAUCAGAAAAUGCCACUAGUAAAAAACCCGCCUUUGAAGUCCCUUUCAAUUUAACUGAGCUCCAAAAGUUCGAUUAUGCCUUGGAGGGGGUCCCAUUUCAGCAACUUAUACGCAUGCCUAGUGCCAUCUAUGCUUCAGCCUCAGAUGCAGCAGAGGCCACUGCAUAUCUUGCCAUUGAAGACUUCCUCCAUGCAGGAGCAAAGGGCUUAUGGGAAACUUUUUGGGGUCUUGACAAACCAAUGCCAUUAACUGUUGCUUGCCUUCACUCAUCAAGUUCAAAAUUCUAUCCUGCAGAGAAAGCAAUCUCUAGAUGGAAGUUAAAUGGGCUUUGUGCCACUGCCCUGUUGCUAAAGAGUGGUCGAGUAUCUCAUUCGAGAUGGGAUCAAAUUCUUGAAUUGGUUUUAUUGAGACCAGAUGUGGGGAACCUCUCUAUGGAGAGCACUCGACGGCCCUCUCUACCUGUCAUCGGUGAAGCUAUCUUCUUUGCGAUUCGAGUACUUUUGUCGAGAAGUCUUGGAAAAUCCAACUUCUCAAACAAAUCUAGCUGUGUAUAUGUGCUCCUAGUUGAUUCUCAGCAUGGUGGAGUGGUUAGAGUUGAAGGCGACUUGAGUAAUUUGGAGGUUGAUGUGAAUAGGGUCUACGACUGUGCUGCUGACUGGCUUAAAAAGCACUCAGACGUUAAAGUUUCCCCAGUUGAUCGAAUAUGGAACAAGCUUGGAAAUGCCAAUUGGGGGGACAUUGGGGCUCUCCAAGUCCUACUGGCCACUUUUCACUGCAUGUUUCAAUGUAUAGGAAAACCCAAAAAGUCCAUUGAAGAUUUGGCAGCCGAGCACAGUUUUAGGCUACAAAAACGGAGGUCCGAAAGGGAAUUCGGAAGCUCUAAGGUUAAUGGAAAUGGGUCUUUCAGGCCUCACCUAAGGAGCUACUCCCCUGAAAUAGUCGAAGUCGAUGAAGAUGGCUCCAGAGAACCAGAGGGAACAACAAACCUAGAAGUCGGUUCCAUCCUUUGGCUUGAGGAAUCCAAUUGGCAAAAGGGUUUCCAAAUUACUGAAAUUCUAGUGACUGGUGAUCACCCAGUUUAUGUUUCCACCUCUCUCGAGGAGCCACGAAAAUCAGUGUUAUUGUAUGUGGGUUCUCACCCUUCACAGUUGGAGCCUUCUUGGGAGGACAUGACCUCUUGGUAUAGAGUGCAAAGGCAAACUAAGAUCCUCUCAAUUAUGAAACAAAAGGGGCUUUCGAGUAAGUAUUUGCCUGAACUUGUGGGUUCUGGCAAGAUUAUGCACCCUGGUCGGUGCUCGGGCAGCCGAUGUGAGCACCCUUUGUGUGGAACCCCAGUGCUUGUGACCUCCCCUAUAGGCCAACCCCUGCCUGCCCUUUUAAGUUUUGGGCAGUUCGGACAGGAUGAUGCGCUAAAAUGUUGCCAUAAUUGCUUAUCUGUUCUCCAUGCUACUACAUUUGUGGGCAUAAGACAUGGAGAUAUAUGCCCGGAAAAUGUGAUUCGUGUUAGCACAAAGAACCCAUAUUAUGUGCUCUUGGGGUGGGGGCGAGCAGUUUUGGAAGAGAGAGAAAGUCCUGGCCCUUCAUUGAAUCUCUUAUUUGGUUCCACCUUUGCCCUUCAGGAGGGGAAGCUUUGUCCGGCUUCUGAUGCCGAGAGCCUGAUUUAUCUGAUAUAUUUUUGUUGUGGCGGUGUUUUUCCCAAAUUGGGUUCGGUUGAGGAGGCCUUAAAGUGGAGAGAGAAAGCUUGGUCCAAGAGGUUGAUUCAGCAAAAACUUGGAGAAGUGUCACCGGUGCUCAAGGCCUUUGCGGAUUAUGUGGAUAGUCUUUGUGGUACGCCGUAUCCUGUGGACUAUGAAAUUUGGUUGAGGAGGUUGGGGAGAUCUAUUAGUGGAGAGGAGCAUGGAAAGGAAGCUCUCAUUAGUACCGCAAACGGUAGGGGAGAGUCCUCUGGGACUUCUGGGUCUUAGUACAAAGGGGGGUAUGGAACAAUCCUAUGGCGUAUGGAAACCUUAAUCCAUUAGGAUCACCAGGGUCAAAUGAAGUGAUGGACGGUGAUGGAGAGAGAGUGGGACCCAUUAGAAUGAGAUAGUAGCCCCAGUGGUGGGUCCUAUAGUCUCUCAAAUCAAGCGUCCAUCAUUUCAUUGGAUGGUGUUGAUCCCAGUGGACUAUGUUCUUUUUUUUUUUGUAGUCCAUUGGAUUGUAGUGUACUUUCUUAUACAAGAGAGACCAGAAGUUGGGUUAGUUACAAGAGGUAUGGGUGCUUUGAGCUUAUCAUCAAGCAAAAGAAGUAGAAAAUAUCAGAUGUGAAGAAGCUUUGUGGAUUGAGGUAGUCACUUGAACUGGCUAUCUAGAAGAUUGGGUUUCCCGUCGAGUGUCAUUAUUCGGAAAUUUAAUGUACAGUUAGGUGAUAUUGUAGUCUUAGUUCACGGGGAUGUUGGAUAGCUUAUCUUUUAGUUGUUCUGAUUUAUAUUUCUGCUUUUCUACAAGUAAUAAUAAGAAGACGACCAUCAGAUUGAGCUAACUGUUCGAAUUGAAUCGUAGACUGAUUCAGUAUCUUGCUACUUUCUUAUCAUUUGCCAAUCUCAUGUACAGUGAGUUGAUAUUGUAAUGUCAAUUGCUGGAAAUGCUAAGUUUUAUUUGUUUGCAUGA
This is a messenger RNA of Amborella trichopoda, 2967 nucleotides long. RefSeq lists its product as uncharacterized. Lineage: Eukaryota; Viridiplantae; Streptophyta; Magnoliopsida; Amborellales; Amborellaceae. The record is from RefSeq and is a predicted model, not a curated record.